ACUGAUAGUGGUCGACUAUAGUUCGUUACUUGUAUUUUUUCUCAUAGUUACAUUACAUUACGUAAUUGUUCGCGAACGUAUAUUUAAUUUCUCAGGGAGCAGUAAUUUCAACGAUCAUCAAACAUUAAUCAUUAUUACAGUAAUCUGUUAAUGAUGUCAGCUUCAAAGGGUGUUGAUGCAACCAGGGUGCUGAGAGGCAUGCAAAUGGUGCUGGAAGAAAUAAUGAAGAUCAACGAACAUAAUUGCAAGAAAAAUAUGAAAAAUUGCAGUAUAGCUACUGCAUUUAAAGAUGCUACAAUUCAAUUUGCUGAUGGGUUAGGAGCGGCUAAAUUAAAGCCCGAAAAUAUUGCAAAAGAAGUCUCUGAGAGAUCUGCUAUGGUAUUCGAGGGUAUGCGAAAAGUUAUUAUAAUGACCCUCCAGCAAAAUAAUCAAUCUGAAGAAGUUUUACCUACUAAUCCAAUAGAUAUUGAACCUUUUGAUAAAUUUCCUAAUGAUGGUCAAGCACUAAGUGGACCAUUUAAAGUUCCUAGUGAAGUAUCAAGAAAACAAUAUUUUUAUGGAAAUCGCUCUAAAGAUUUAGUUAUUUAUCCUUAUAAUAAUAACACUUUUAAACAGAAAUUGAAUUAUAGUAUUAUUGGAAACGAUUCAAAAAAUGUAAAUAUAACUGAAGUUAAAGAAAAACGCAAACCAACUGUAAGCAAAAAUAGUAAACCCAAACAACAGCUAAGUGGUACUGCAAAACAGAAAACCGUACCAUCGUCUCAUAUAGGCCGUAUGUUGUCGUUUGGUGGACUUGCAGCUGGAAUUGGUAUUGGAGCUAUUACAGAAGUGACUAAACGUUCAUUAGGGGUAAGCAAUUCUACUAAGAAAGAAGAAGGUGGAUACAUGGAGAGUGCAUUUAUAUCUCCAGAAAAUGCUGAACGAAUUGCUAAUACAUUAUGUGAAGUUCGAGGUGCUGCUUUAAAAAUUGGUCAAAUUCUUAGCAUACAAGAUAAUAAUUUAUUAAGUCCACAACUUCAGAAAGCAUUUGAAAGAGUACGCCAAUCAGCAGAUUUCAUGCCUACCUGGCAAUUAGAAAAAGUAUUGGCUUCAGAAUUGGGGACAGAUUGGAAAGAUCGGUUUGAAACUUUUAAUUUAAAGCCUUUUGCAGCUGCUUCUAUUGGUCAAGUACAUGAAGCUACCCUUAAAGAUGGAAUAAGAGUUGCAGUUAAAGUUCAGUAUCCUGGUGUUGCUGAUAGUAUAAAGAGUGAUAUUGAUAAUUUAGUCGGUGUUAUGAAAGUGUGGAAUAUGUUUCCUGAAGGAAUGUUUAUUGACAAUAUAGUUAAAGUUGCUAAUAAAGAACUAGCCAAUGAAGUAGAUUAUAUUCGAGAAGCAAAAUGUACUAGAAAAUUUCGGAAGAUAUUAGAGCCAUACAAUGAUUAUUAUGUACCAAAAGUUAUUGAUGAAAUUAGUACUAAACGGAUAUUUACAACAGAAUUAAUUGAAGGAGUACCAUUAGAUAAAUGUGAUGGUAUGGAUCAAGCCACUCGCAACAACUUAUGCUUUUUAGUCUUACAAUUAUGCCUUAAAGAACUUUUUGAAUUUGCAUACAUGCAAACUGAUCCAAAUUGGGCCAACUUUUUCUAUAACGAAAGAACAAAACAACUGAUCUUAUUGGACUUUGGAGCUACUCGAUCAUUUGAUCAAAAAUUUCUUGGUGACUAUUUAAAAAUCAUUAAAGCAGCAGCUGAUAAUGAUCGAUCCUUAGUUCUAAGUUUGUCCAAAGAAAUGGGUUUUUUAACCGGAUUUGAGACCAAGGCAAUGGAAGAGGCUCAUGUUGAAAUGGUAAUGAUUAUGGGAGAAGUAUUCCAGUAUAAAGGGGAGUAUGAUUUUGGCUCUCAAAAUUCGACCAAACGCAUCCAAUCAUUAUUACCAAUAAUUCUUCAUCAACGGCUGGCACCUCCACCUGAAGAAAUCUAUAGUAUUCAUAGAAAACUAUCUGGUAUAUUUUUACUUUGUUCAAAAUUGAAAGCAAAGUUUAUGUGUCGAAAAUUGUUUUACGAUACUUAUGAACAAUUCAAACACAAAUAUUCACAGUUGCAGUAAUAGGAACUGUUGUAAAUAAUAUAAUUAGUUAUAAAUAGUUAAUCUAAUAAUUAAGGGAAACACAAGAA
Sipha flava (yellow sugarcane aphid) is the source of this 2153-nucleotide messenger RNA. RefSeq names its product atypical kinase COQ8B, mitochondrial (gene Coq8). Gene Ontology annotation, biological process: ubiquinone biosynthetic process. Gene Ontology annotation, cellular component: extrinsic component of mitochondrial inner membrane. Lineage: Eukaryota; Metazoa; Arthropoda; Insecta; Hemiptera; Aphididae. Gene Ontology annotation, molecular function: kinase activity. The transcript is spliced from 11 exons. The record is from RefSeq and is a predicted model, not a curated record. Bases 151 to 2085 code for a protein of 644 amino acids.